Scutellospora calospora is the source of this 576-nucleotide messenger RNA. The record is from the annotation of a GenBank genome assembly. Lineage: Eukaryota; Fungi; Glomeromycota; Glomeromycetes; Diversisporales; Gigasporaceae.
AUGAUUAUGGAAACUAUUCAAUUUGUUGACUUAUUGUAUCCAAAAAUGGAACAGCGAAGAGAUGUACAGAUACUGGAUAUCUCAGAAAGGAAUUUAACUGGUCAUCUAAACUUAGAAGGAUUCGAUAACCUUACUUAUCUUGAUUGCGGUUACAAUCAAAUUGAAAGCAUUGACACUAGCAAAUUAAAAAAUCUUACUUAUUUAGAUUGCUCAAAUAAUAAGUUGGAGCGUCUCGACACUAGCCCACUAAGCAAACUAAAAGUUCUAGCUAUUAGUUCUAACCAGAUUGAAUUCUUGGAUACCGAAAGCCUAUCUAAUUUAACUUAUUUGAAUGUUCAAGAAAACAAACUAAUUGCUUUGAUCACCAAUAACUUGAAAAAUCUGGCUUGUUUAAAUGUCUCUAAUGAUCCAAUUGAAUACUUAGAAACUAAAAACUUAUCUGAACUUGUUUAUCUUAGUGCAUUUUUAUGUGGACUUAAAAGUUUGGAUGUUUCUCCUUUAAUUAAUCUUAAUUAUCUUUACUGCCCUUUUAAUCAAAUACCGAUGCUUGAAAUCAAAAACUUGCCAAAACUUGCC